UAUAGUAUAAAUGUGGGAAUAUAUUUAAGAUCGAGGCACCGAGUCAUUAACUGUCUACUAAUUCUCGGUUUGUUUGUGUAACUGAACAAAAUUUGUUGUGCGCAUGUAAAAAAAUAAUACGCUAUCCAAAUUACCUGUGAACUCAAUAUGGCUCAGAUGACCGAGAAGAGGACAACUUCGGCACGAUCGGGAACUGCCGCCAAGGAGAACCACAGUUUGACGGGGCGUCACAGCCAGAAUCAGAAACAGAACCACCGCAGCGGCAAGGGCAUCGAGAUUCUCGACUUCCACGAGUCCUGGCUGGAGGAGGUGGAGCUGUACAAGGACAAGAUGGUCAUGUGCAAGAAGUUGGCCCACCACAAUCAUGUGCCCGCCUCGGCGCUCCACUUUCAGCCGCACCUGGCUGCCGCCGCUGCCGCCGCCCCGUUUCGAAAUCAGGGCCGGAUUAUGCAGUCCAGCACUCCACAGCAUCGCAGUUCAGCUGGUGGAGGAGGAUCGUCUUCCAAUCCCUCAGCAUCCGCUGCCGCAUCCGCCUCCAAUCGCUACUCGCCACCCAGCCAGAAGCAUAGAUCGCCGCCAUCACCCCGAAAACGCUUGACCCCGGAGAAAGUGACCGCUCUUGGAGGUGGCACCGCAUCCAAGGCCACCAACCAGCGCAUCACCAUCCGGGGAUCCCCGCCCAACGGCUCGCCACCCAAGGUGGCCUCCAGUCCCACGUCCGUAGUGGCCAACAGUGUACUCCAAUCGGAGCCUUACAAGAAAGUCCAGAUGCUAUUGAAGCGCGCCAGGGAGGAGGCCUUCGCCAAGCACUCAAACGGCAGUCCAAGCAACGGAUCAUCCAAGCGCUCCAGCCUCAGUCCGCCCGUCCAGACGAAGGUGGCCCCCUCGGGCAUUUCCUGCUCCAGCACCCAGACCCUAAAGCCAUCGGCGCCCAGCAAGAUCGUGGUGAACUCGUUCCACGGCAGCAGCAUGCUGAGUGGCCAGCAGCAGCAGGAGGAGAAGAGCCGGCUGCUCACCCAGAACGGGCUGACCAAGUCGGCGGUCAGCGCCUUGGAGACGAGCCUCUACGCCUCGCUAUACGCCCAUGGUCCUCAGAACAGCCAGCAGCAGUCGUACAGGAUGCCAGCCGGAGAUCACAGCUCGCCCUAUGUGGGUGUCUCGCUGAACAAGGGAGCCGGACACGAUCACGACCGGAGGCACGAGGACGAUCCCUGCGCAGACCCAGAACCAACCAUCGACGACAUUAACAACUACGAUGAUUCGGACUCGGAGGAGGAGUAUGUGGGCACGCCCUUCUUUUUGGAGGAGGACAACACGGAGACGCGCCAGAGCAAGCACACUCGUUUGCUGCCGGAGAAGACGCAGUCGAGGGAAUCGGUGGCCACCGCGGACUCUGAGGCGUCGAUCUACUUCCGUCCGGAUGCCAUCCUCUCGCCCAGCCUCUUUCCGCAUGUUCCACCGUACCUGAACUUUACCUCGCAUGCCGACAAGGGUCCACCCAUGCCGGCAGCCUUGCAUCGAGUGCUCAAAUGGAAGCUCAGUCCCGUGAUGCCCAAGAUUGUUAAGCGAGUGGUGCUCAACUCGGGCUUUCGCAUCAUCAAGAACACCACCGACUGGAUGGCCGUGUGGGAGAAGCACAUGAAGAGCCCCGGAUUCAGAACCAUACGAUCGCACCAGAAGUACAACCACAUACCCGGAUCCUUCCGGAUUGGACGCAAAGACACCAUGUGGCGCAGCAUCUACAGCAAUAUGCAGAAAUUCGGCAAGAAAGAGUUUGGCAUCAUGCAAAAAUCCUACAUAAUGCCUGAUGAUUUGGAGAGUCUGCGCCAGGUGUGGCCCAAGAACGCCUCGAAGCUGACAAAGUGGAUUGUUAAGCCGCCGGCGAGUGCCCGAGGAACCGGGAUACGCAUCGUGAACAAGUGGAGUCAGUUCCCCAAGGAUCGACCCCUGGUGGUGCAGAAAUAUAUUGAGCGCCCCUUGCUGAUCAACGACAACAAGUUCGACAUGCGUCUGUAUGUGGUGCUGACCUCGAUCAAUCCGCUGCGCAUCUACAUGUACAAGGAUGGCCUGGCGCGAUUCGCCUCGGUGAAGUACAGCUCGGAGCUGGGCAACCUGGACGAGCGGUGCAUGCACCUGACCAACUACAGCAUCAACAAGUUCUCGCAGAACUAUGCCAAGAACGAGGACUUCAAUGCCUGCCAGGGCCACAAGUGGACCCUGCAGUCCCUGUGGUCCUGCCUGGAGAAUCGUGGCGUGAACACCAAGCACUUGUGGGCCACCCUGCGCAAUCUGGUGAUCAAGGGCAUUGUGAGUGGCGAGUCGGGCCUGAAUCGCAUGUACCGCCAGAAUGUGAACUUUCGCUACAAUUGCUUCGAGCUCUUCGGCUUCGAUGUGCUGCUGGACGAGAAUCUGGUGCCCUGGCUGCUGGAGAUCAACAUAUCGCCCUCGCUGCACUCCGAACUGCCGUUGGAUCUGCAUGUGAAGGGUCCACUCAUACAGGCCGUGCUCAAUACGGCCCUGUAUCAGGUGCCGCCGAAGCUGAAUGAACGCCAGCAGGCGGAGAUUCUGGAGGAGCUGAAGCUGGCGGGUCCACUGUGCCAUGACAAGCGCAUUUUCACCACCUGCCUGACGGCGGAGGAGGUGCGCAAGCACAAUCAGUACACCAACCGGAGCAUCGAGUUCCGGGAGGAGUAUGUGGAUACCAUACUGGACAACCUGCUGCCCGACGAUGUGCGCUGCCUGAUCGUGGCCGAGGAUGAGCUGGCCAGGUGCCAGCCGUUGGAGCGCAUCUUCCCCACCGCGGGCACCCAUGUCUAUCUGCGGUAUGUGGAGAAUGCGCGCUACUACAAUCGCCUGCUGGACGCCUGGGAGUCGAAGUACGCCAAGAACCGGGAGCUGGGCAUUGCCCUGCUGUCGCGCCACUGCCGCGAUAAGUACCAUCUGCAGGUGUCGGACGCCGCCAUGGAGAAGGAACCAAAUGUUGCACUUACCGAGAUCGAUAUGCUGCACGUGCGCAAGGAUGAGGUCUUGGACGGUGCCACAACGCUGGCCCUGCUCAACUCUGCCCCAACCGCCGUGGACAGCAGCGGAACGGUGGUGGCGCCCCGUCCGGAUGCCUGCAUCGAGAUUAAGUCCUGAAACCACCUCAGAUGACGUCGCACAUCGGCCACAUCGCGGGAGAGUCCUCAGUCGUCCAACCGCCCAAAAGACCGCCCGCCCGCAUAUCGAGAUCAUCAUUCAGAUCCAGAUGUACAUUUCCGUUUCCGUUUCCGUCCGCGGCACAACACUGCAACGCCCUCAUCCCGUCCAACUUCACUUUGGAAUUGUCCAAAACCAAUAAAGUUAACUCAACUCCGA
Drosophila elegans is the source of this 3357-nucleotide messenger RNA. It is a transcript of the gene TTLL4B, whose product is annotated as tubulin polyglutamylase TTLL4. Bases 148 to 3138 code for a protein of 996 amino acids. Gene Ontology annotation, molecular function: tubulin-glutamic acid ligase activity; tubulin binding. The record is from RefSeq and is a predicted model, not a curated record. Gene Ontology annotation, cellular component: cilium. The transcript is spliced from 9 exons. Lineage: Eukaryota; Metazoa; Arthropoda; Insecta; Diptera; Drosophilidae. Gene Ontology annotation, biological process: protein polyglutamylation; microtubule cytoskeleton organization.